GGGCGCGGAGGGACACGGCAGCGCUGGUAGCGGCGGCGCCGGGAUGUGGCUUUCCUUUUCCGGUUGGGCAGCGGCGGAGCCGGACGGGAGCACGCGGGGUGCGCGCUGCCAUCAUGGCUUGCGCUCGACCGUUGAUAUCUGUCUACUCUGAGAAGGGGGAAGCAUCUGGCAAGAAUGUCACCUUGCCAGCUGUGUUCAAGGCACCCAUUCGCCCUGACGUCGUGAACUUCGUUCACACCAACCUGCGCAAGAACAACAGGCAGCCCUAUGCUGUCAGCGAGCUCGCAGGUCAUCAGACCAGUGCUGAGUCUUGGGGUACUGGGAGAGCUGUUGCUCGUAUUCCUCGAGUACGAGGUGGCGGAACUCACCGCUCUGGCCAGGGUGCCUUUGGAAAUAUGUGUCGUGGAGGCCGCAUGUUUGCCCCAACCAAGACUUGGCGACGCUGGCACCGCAGAGUGAAUAUAACUCAGAAACGUUAUGCCAUCUGUUCUGCCUUGGCAGCAUCAGCUCUUCCAGCACUGGUCAUGUCUAAAGGCCACCGCAUUGAGGAGAUCCCGGAACUUCCUCUGGUUGUUGAGGACAAAGUUGAGAGUUACAAGAAAACAAAGGAAGCUGUUCUCCUCCUUAAGAAGCUUAAGGCUUGGAAUGACAUCAAAAAGGUUUAUGCCUCUCAGCGCAUGAGGGCUGGGAAGGGUAAGAUGAGGAAUCGCCGUCGCAUCCAGCGCAGGGGACCUUGCAUCAUCUACAAUGAGGACAAUGGUAUCAUUAGAGCUUUCCGGAAUAUCCCAGGAAUUACUCUUCUUGAUGUGAACAAGCUGAACCUGCUGAGGCUUGCUCCUGGUGGCCACGUUGGGCGUUUCUGCAUUUGGACUGAAAGCGCCUUCCGCAAGCUGGAUGAUCUGUACGGCACCUGGCGCAAACCAGCCACUCUGAAGAGCGACUACAACCUGCCGAUGCACAAGAUGACCAAUACAGACCUUGGGAGAAUCCUGAGAAGCCAGGAGAUCCAGAAGGCACUGCGUGCUCCAAAGAAGAAGAUUCACCGCAGAGUCCUGAAGAAGAACCCGCUGAAGAAUCUGAGAGUCAUGAUAAAACUGAACCCAUACGCCAAAACGAUGCGACGCAACACCAUCCUGCGCCAGGCUCAGAACCACAAACUCAAGGAGGAGAAGAGAGCCAAAGCCAAGGCCAACGUCACGUCCAAGGCCAAGCUGUCGGCUAAGGCGCAGACAAAAGCCAAGGUUGCAAGCAAGGCUGCAGGAAAGGCUGCAGGAAAGGGCCCGGCCAAAGCCCCAGCCAAAGCGCCAGCAAAAUCCCCAGCCAAGGCCCCGGCAAAAUCCCCAGCCAAGGCCCCAGCGAAAUCAGCAGCGAAGGCCCCGGCAAAGGGCAAGGCUGAAGCGUGAGCAGGAGGCAGCACUUGAACACCUGAGCUCAGAAAGUUGUACCGUGGAUCUACAGCAAAUAAAUUCUAUCGGAAGAGUGA
This is a messenger RNA of Numida meleagris (helmeted guineafowl), 1483 nucleotides long. RefSeq names its product ribosomal protein L4 (gene RPL4). Bases 114 to 1403 code for a protein of 429 amino acids. Gene Ontology annotation, molecular function: structural constituent of ribosome; RNA binding. Gene Ontology annotation, biological process: translation. The record is from RefSeq and is a predicted model, not a curated record. Lineage: Eukaryota; Metazoa; Chordata; Aves; Galliformes; Numididae. The transcript is spliced from 10 exons. Gene Ontology annotation, cellular component: cytosolic large ribosomal subunit; ribosome.